Molecule: messenger RNA, 6741 nt
Organism: Malaya genurostris
Lineage: Eukaryota; Metazoa; Arthropoda; Insecta; Diptera; Culicidae
Product: long-chain-fatty-acid--CoA ligase 1
Exons: 9
Coding region: 719-2848 (709 amino acids)
Biological process (GO): long-chain fatty acid metabolic process
Cellular component (GO): endoplasmic reticulum; membrane
Molecular function (GO): long-chain fatty acid-CoA ligase activity
Source: RefSeq, a predicted model, not a curated record
CAUUAAGAUUUCUAUUAACUUCGUGCACAGGCUACUCAUUCGAUGUGAGUGGUGUCUGUGGUGGUGUAGAACGUGGUUUGCUGGUGAAACGUCCAAAUAAAAGCGAUGGAAGAAAAUUUGACAGUUUUGCCGGAAUCUUUUCUGCAUGUGUGUACGUGACUGCGACCGGAUAGCUUCUACGAUAGACUUUAGUCUGACGGAUAACUGUUAUACUCAUUGCUUCUCUCGGGAUUCAAGAAGGCGAACACCGUAGCACGAAUUUUGCGGCCUUCGUAAAUGUGUUAAAAGUGGCAGAUUUCACUAGAUAAUGAUUGUUCGUGAAUCCAAAGUUCACCGACCCGGAGACCAAUACCAUUAUUAACCAUGUGCAGCGCAUCUAAAGUGAAACAAUGAACUGCCAAAGUGCAUUACCGUUAUCUCUGUCGAAGCAGUAAAAAAAGGAACAGGAACAUUCGCCGCUUAGAAAUUGAGCGCCCGUGCUAGCUACAGUGAGAAACAGGCAAUCGUAAAGUGCGACAAUUGUGAUAAAGCAAAGGUUGAUUGUUUUCUUUUGGCGCGAUUCCGAUUGGUAAGUCACUGCAGCCGAGAAGUUCGUGGCGACUACAGAAACGGGAAAAAGUUGUCACAGUGCGGUCGCAGAGCCAGUCAACCUUUGCAUAGGAGCAGCAGAAACGGAACGCAAGUCGUUUUUGCAAUUGUUAUUCGAUUUACGCAGUGGAUGAUCAUCGUAGCAGGUUUUCUACGGUGGAUAAAGUCAGUGCACUACUACAUCAUGUUGAAUUCAACCGGAUUGAUUGAUGAUCUCGACGAAUGCCUUCGGUAUGUUGGCGGACCCGGUGGCGCCAUUGCACUGACCGGUGUGGCUGCGGCGACCGCUUACUACUACGCUACCAGACCAGUACCCGAGAAACCACUAGUGCCUCUAGAUAAUCAGUGCCCGAUCGAAGAUGGUCCCGAGCAAAUUCACGUGUCGAAAUUCUAUAAAGAAGCAAAGGAUGGUAAAUUCAUCAGUUGCUUAUCGGAAGAUGCACGGACACUUUAUCAGACUUUUAGGAAAGGUGUUAUUGAGUCGAACAAUGGUCCGUGUCUGGGUUGGCGAGAGAACUUGCAAUCUCCGUACCAGUGGAUGAAUUUCAACGAAGCAUUGCUACGAGCAAAGAAUUUCGGAUCUGGAUUGCUUACGCUGGGUCUACGUCCCGGGCCAAAUACGUUCGUAGGAAUUUAUUCACAAAACCGACCGGAAUGGAUUCUCUUCGAACAGGGGGUGUAUUGUUACUCGAUGGUUGUUGUUCCUUUGUACGAUACCCUGGGCCCGGAUGCGUGUGCUUUCAUCAUCAGCCAGGCAGAGAUUUCUGUGGUGGUAGUAGAGGAUGACAAAAAAGUUAACUUGCUACUGGAUAAGGCACCGAGAACUCUCCGGAAAUUUGUAGUCAUACGCAGUGUACGUCCAGCAACGUUGCAGCGUGCCAAGAAUCAAGGUAUUGAAAUCUACUCCUUCGACGAGGUGGAGAAGCUUGGAGCUGCCAAUGAUUAUCCCGAGGUGGAACCGAAACCCUCUGAUCUCUGUACCGUUUGCUACACAUCGGGUACUACGGGAAAUCCUAAAGGAGUGAUGCUGUCUCAUAUGAAUGUCGUAUCAGGAGUAGCUGGUGUACUACUUCAGUUAGGACCUCAUAAACCACGUGUUGCAGAUAUAAUGAUCUCUUUUCUGCCACUAGCACACAUGCUGGAAAGGUGCUGCGAAAAUGCUGUUUAUUACAAUGGCGGAGCAGUAGGAUUCUACUCUGGCGAUAUUAAAGAACUUACCAAUGAUUUAAAGGCUUUGAAACCAACUUUAAUGCCAGCAGUUCCUAGGUUACUAAACCGGGUGUAUGACAAAAUAUACAGUGAAGUGGCCCGAUCAUCGGUUAAAAGGGUACUUCUACGAAUGGCACUGAACGCGAAGGAAGCCGAAAUCAAGCGAGGAAUUAUUAGAACAACCAGUAUUUGGGACAAGAUCGUAUUUCGAAAAAUCCAGGAAGGAUUCGGUGGACGACUGCGGCUUAUGGUUGUCGGAUCAGCCCCACUCUCCUCCACAGUACUUACAUUCUGCCGUGUUGCUCUCGGGUGCUUGAUUUGUGAGGGUUACGGACAAACUGAAUGUACAGCACCGAUCACCCUUACCGUACAGGGAGACUUCGUUCCGGGUCACGUAGGACCACCAGUUGCAUGCAACGCAAUCAAACUGGUGGAUGUUCCUGAGAUGGAGUACUAUGCGUCGCAACAACAAGGAGAGAUUUGUGUGAAAGGAUCGAACGUAUUUAUUGGCUACUACAAAGACCCCGUCCGAACUGCAGAAACCAUCGACGAGGACGGGUGGCAUCAUACUGGUGACAUUGGCCAAUGGCAACCGAACGGGACACUAAAGGUAAUUGACCGGAAGAAACAUAUUUUCAAGCUGAGUCAGGGUGAGUACAUCGUUCCGGAGAAGAUCGAAAACGCAUACAGUCGCAGUCAGUACGUGGAGCAAGUGUUCGUGCAUGGAGAGAGUCUGAAGAGUUGCGUAGUUGCGAUUGUUGUUCCCGAUGUCGAAGUGAUUAAAAGUUGGGCUAUGGAAAACAACAUUCCGGGAACUCUGAGCGUACUGUGUAACAAUCCGGAUGUCAAGCAGUUAAUCCUGAACGACAUGAUUGCCUGGGGAAAACAGUUUGGACUUCGAUCAUUCGAACAGGUCAAAGAUAUUUACCUCCAUCCGGAUCCAUUCUCGGUGCAGAAUGGCUUGCUAACUCCUACGUUCAAAAGCCGAAGACCCCAGAUCAGAAGUUAUUUCGCACCGCAACUGGAUGAUAUGUACAAACAUCUGGACUGAAUAAAAACGACAUAGUCUGCGUUUUAGCUGUAUGUGUGCAGGUGCGUGUUAAUGCAAGAGUGCGUGUUCUUCGUUCACUGCGAUGCAAAAAUCAAUUAACAGUCACAUCCUUAAUACCUACCAGAGGUAUUCAAAACACAUGAAUGUAAAUCGUAGAUGCUGUUUAGGAAUAGUUUUUAUUAAACUUGACAGAAUCGCAUAAAAAGUAAAACUGAUAUCAGAAUCUGUCACUAAGCGUAUUCUACCGUUUGCUAUUCCCGUGGCGUUUGACAGGCCCGGCUGACAAGAUGCAAAACAUGAUAGGUCAACGCGUAUCAAAGAAAAUAUGUUUCAAUUUAUCUCGUUUCUUGUUGGCAAGGUAUGAAUUACCAACUUUUUAACAUCACAUUUGUAGGAUCCAAAACUGUACCAAAAAUUACUUAGUUGUUACUUAACGAAUUACCACAAGCUGGAAGGAGCAAACUCCUAGGGUAUAAAAACGAUUUACACGUGAGGCAAUUAUACUUUAGUGGGAACUGACUAUGAAUAGAAAAGGAAGUAUAAAGCUUCGAGUCAAUUUCAAGUUCUUAUGAUGUUAUAGUCCUGGAAGCAUACUUCCGGGAUAAGUUACUUAAAUUCUUUCAAAAAAGGCAUGAUAUUAUUACUAGAGAGCGAGUGAUUGAUGCGAGUAUAUAAUUUAUAUCAAAACUGUAUUGAGGAUUUUUUAUACUUUUCGUUACUGUAUUAAGUCGCUUGGUGGAUUGUAAUUCAAAUAGUAUUCAUCAUUAUUGAAAACUAGUCACAUCUUUAUUUAUUGCGUUUAUAUUGAGACAAUAUGAAUAACAUGUUCAAAAUUAUUUUACAAAAAUUAAUGACCAGCGCCUCGUGAGUGCAGUUUUUCAAUAUCGUUAUCAAAUUCAAUUUCACGCAAAAGAUCGGGAAAAUCUAGAAAAAUUACCUCAUAUGGUCAAAUAGGCAAUUUUCAAUCUUUCAAAUUUCUAGAAUGUUCACAAAAGUCCAAAGCUGCAGUACAAUAAGUUUUGGUUUCGAUAGAGCAAUCAAUGAAAAAAAUAUUGUUUAAUAUGGAGCCAUUUUCACUAUAUAGCAAGUAAAAGAAAACUAGAAUCAAUCAAUUUUACUGAGCAACACGGCUAUACUUUCAUCAGUUACAGCACAUACUAAGUAACUAUAAAAAGCAUUCAGAUGCAAAAAAAUACGUCGAAGCAAAGAGAGUAAAACGUAAAAUUCAAGUACCACUUAAUGAUAUAAUCGAACCGGUAUGAACGGUACGAAAUGAGAUUGAUGAAUAAUACAUAGAAAUCUUUUACUGAACGCCUACUUAAUCGAUAGAGUAAAUUGCAAUACGUAGUUAGUUGAAAACGUCGUGAAUGAUAAAAAUCAACAGGAACAUUUAAAAAACAAUUUCGCUUUUGAUGGAAAGUAUGAGAAACCCGGUUUAGUGAUUUUCGUAUAGAGCGAUAUGAAACUUUUCCGUAUUGGGUAAGGAUUAUGCAAUGUAAUAGACUAUGUAAAAUUUAUUCGAUUCUUGGAAAAGGUUGGCAUUCCUUAGAAUUAUACUGAUGAAUUGGAAAAAAUUUGUUACCCUAUUUUUACUUCAUUUUUCAUAUCGUUUUGUUUAUACCGUGUGCUGCACAUUUCUUCAUUGUCCUUCUAAAAAACAAAGUCUUGACAUUACAUUUCUUUUGUGGAAUUUGGCCUUUCUGCUCAAACAGACUUCGCAGCCAAUUUUUAGCGUUCAGAAUCAUUGCAUGGCUACUAACUACGAUCCUAUUGACACUGAAAAUCCUUCCAGGUUGGGGCUCGAACAUACGACCAGCGCCAUAUGCACCAAACCGCCAACCUGGGACUCGUUGCCCUCCUAACUAUAUUUCUUAAAUUCAUGAAUCUGAACAUACUAUUUUAGUUCGUUUCUUUUACUGGUACUUUAGAUAUUUUAAAAAAUCCAUUGAUUCCACUAAAGCUUGGAGAAAAUUUUGAACAAACGUGUUGAAUUUAAUAUUUAAUGCUUGUAUGUGUUUGUGUAUGCAGGUGGAUUAAAUCAGCCUUAAGGGAAAUGAUGUAUUAGCCAGACAAAUUGAAAUUGAUCAAAAGUUUACUUUUAAUUUAAAAGUAUUAUAUAUAAACAGGGGGUUUCUCGAUAAUACCUAUAAAGUUUAAAUAAUUUAACAUAUUUUUGCCUUUCUCAUAUAGAAAGACUAUGCAAGCACUGUGAAAACCGACUUUUUAACCGAGGCCCGGAGGGCCAAAUGUCAUAUACCAUUCGACUCAACUCGAUGAACUGAGCAAAUGUCAGUUUGUGUGUAUGUGUGUAUGUAUGUAACAAAAAUAUGCACUCACUUUUCUCGGAGAUGACUGAACCGAUUUUCACUAACUAAAAAUAUGCGCUCACUUUUUUCAAAGAUGGCUAAACCGAUUUACACAAACUAAGAUUCAAGUGAAAAGUCUUAUGGUCCCAGAACCUGCUAUUGAAUUUCAUUUGGAUUUGACUUCCGGUUCCGGAGUUAUGGAGUAAUAUGUGAAAAUUUGAGAGAAAGUGUGCAUUCAAUUUUCUUUGAAACCGAUCAACCGAUUUUCACAAACUAAGAUUCAAAUGAAAGGUUUUAUAGUUUCCUUAAAAUUUCUAGAACAUUUUAUCCAGAUCCGACUUUCGGCUCCCGAACUGAAGGGUGAUAAGUGGAAAGUUACCAAUUUCAUUAGUAUUUUUUCAUGAACGAUGGUCAAAAACAGGUCAAAAAAUCCCACCAAACUGUCUGAUAAUUUUUUCUAGUUUUCAGAGCUUGUUAGUUUGUGGGCAUAAAAGAAUAAUUCGGCACUGUUGGUCUCCCCUUUUCCUGUUCCGGAAGCACCGAAAGUGGAGCAGAACCGACCGAAAAAAUAAACGAAUGUCAAUGGAUUCAAAUUUAUUUGAAAAUAUAUAAAAUUUUCACUUCCGGUAGUGCAGUAAUACCGUGCCGGUGGUGUAAUGAUGUCAAUGAUAAUAACAAAAGUAAUGAUCCUACUACAUGUUUUAAUACUGUUCCAAUUUCUAGGUCAUAUUUAAUGCUGGCAAACAAACCAAUUUCGGCUAUACCGGUCAUCUGAAUCCUGUUUCGGAAGAAUUGGAAAUGGUGAUUAAAAACUGCAAAAGGGUCUCACUCACUUUCCUUCAAGACGGCCAAAUCGAUUUUCACAAACUUAUAGGUUCAAAUCAAAAGUCUUACAGGUUCACACGGAAUUACUAAAUUUGUUGGUUGGUAGAAAUUGAAUAAAAAAAGUAGAUUUUUACAUUUUUUUUCGGUUCUCCGGGCCUCGGUCAUAAAAUCGGUUUUCACAGCGAUUGCAUAGCCUUUCUAUAUGAGAAAGGCAAAAUUUUUGAGUUUACCAGGUGACAUAAUUCUACAAACGGUACAAUUCACAACUACUUAACUUGUCAAAUGACGCAAAAUUCCAUUCGUACAGAAUUUAACUUGCUCCGAGUGUAAUUUUCACUUAGCUACCAAGUGCCGCUGUAUGGAUGUAUAUGUAUCAAUUAUUCAUUAACCAGAUAUGUGCUUCUGUGGCUCAGUGAAAAAAUUAUAUGACGUGCUUUGUAAUCUAAUGUUUCUCGGUUUAUGUCGCGCUUUUGCUAUUGAUCUUUUGUUUUUCAUUUCAUUCGAUUUCAUGUCAUGUAAUAUUCAAAUCACACAAUACGACGCUCCAUUUAUGUCAUUAUGAGAUGUAAAAUCACAAGAUUUUUAUGAGCAGUGUACAUUGUACGCCACACGUAAUUAAAUUCGCUUUUCAAUACGUUUAUUAUAUUUAAAAAAAUCACACAACUGAAACUUUUACGCCAUAAUGCAUACGUUUUUAUACCAUUUGGGGAGAACGAAAGCAAAUGUUUAUGCUUAUCAGAGAAAUAUACUAGUUUACAGAAA